GUAGCGUGACGACGUAAGCGGCGAUGGCGUGGUGUCGUAGGACUGGUUUCGCGUGUUGCGGCCCGGGUUCUGUUCGUAGGUUUAGAAUUGUCGCCGGUAGUGGGGCGCCCCAGCUGCCAACUGCACGUGGUUUCUUUCUGGCCUUUGCCUAGUGUCCUGUCCAUUCCGCCCCGUUGGGAAGUGGGAAGCGGAGAGGUUCUGUGGGGACAGAGCUGGGAGUCCUGAAGGAGAAAGCGCGCAGCCGAGGGGCUCUGGAGUGCCUUAGAGCAGAGCUGCGGCCGCGGAAGGGGAGCCGCUGAGAAAGGAGGGCCGCUGCAGGCGGGGGUCGAACCGCGGGGUCUGGGCUGCUCCCGCGGAGGGCCUGGGCGGACGCGUGAUGCUGGGGGUCCGCUGCCUGCUCCGGUCCGUGCGCUUCUGUUCUUCCGCCCCCUUCCCCAAGCACAAACCUUCAGCCAAACUGAGCGUGCGGGACGCUCUCGGGACUCAGAACGCGAGUGGGGAGCGCAUUAAGGUCCAGGGAUGGAUUCGUUCUGUCCGAUCCCAGAAGGAAGUCUUAUUCCUGCAUGUAAAUGAUGGGUCAUCUUUGGAAAGCCUUCAGGUUGUUGCAGAUUCAGGCCUUGACAGUAGAGAAUUAACUUUUGGGAGUUCUGUGGAAGUACAAGGGCAGCUGAUAAAAAGUCCAUCCAAAAGGCAAAAUGUGGAACUGAAGGCAGAAAAAAUUAAAGUUAUUGGAAAUUGUGAUGCCAAGAAUUUCCCCAUCAAAUAUAAAGAGAGGCAUCCUCUGGAGUACCUGAGACAAUAUCCUCACUUUAGGUGUAGGACUAACGUUCUGGGUUCUAUACUGAGGAUUCGCAGUGAAGCGACAGCUGCUAUUCAUUCUUUCUUUAAGGACAGUGGCUUUGUACAUAUUCAUACUCCAAUAAUCACAUCCAAUGACUCUGAGGGAGCUGGAGAACUUUUUCAACUUGAACCUUCAGGCAAACUAAAGCUAUCUGAGGAGAAUUUCUUCAAUGUUCCUGCUUUCUUAACUGUGUCAGGACAACUUCAUCUAGAAGUGAUGUCGGGAGCUUUUACUCAAGUGUUUGCCUUUGGUCCGACCUUCCGAGCUGAAAAUUCUCAGAGCCGGAGGCACCUGGCAGAGUUUUAUAUGAUAGAAGCUGAGAUUUCUUUUGUUGACAGCCUUCAAGAUCUCAUGCAGGUCAUAGAGAAACUAUUCAAGGCUACAACAAUGAUGGUUCUCUCAAAAUGUCCUGAAGAUGUUGAACUCUGUCACAAAUUCAUAGCUCCUGGCCAAAAGGACAGAUUAGAACAUAUGCUAAAAAACAACUUUUUAAUCAUUUCUUAUACUGAAGCAGUGGAGAUCUUAAAACAAGCAUCUCAGAACUUCACCUUUACCCCAGAGUGGGGUGCUGACCUACAGACUGAACAUGAAAAGUACCUGGUGAAGCACUGUGGCAACAUACCUGUCUUCGUUAUUAAUUAUCCAUUAGCACUCAAGCCUUUCUACAUGAGGGAUAAUGAAGAUGGCCCUCAGCACACAGUUGCUGCUGUUGAUCUUCUGGUUCCUGGAGUUGGGGAACUCUUUGGAGGAGGCCUCAGAGAAGAACGAUACCAUUUCUUAGAAGAGCGCUUAGCCAGAUCAGGACUUACAGAAGUCUACCAAUGGUAUCUGGACCUUCGUCGAUUUGGAUCUGUGCCACAUGGAGGUUUUGGGAUGGGGUUUGAACGCUACCUGCAGUGCAUCUUGGGUGUUGACAAUAUCAAAGAUGUUAUCCCUUUCCCAAGGUUUCCUCGUUCAUGCGUUUUAUAGCUGGAAGAUUGAUUAAGGAAAAACACCCCCCAUGGCAGAGACACUGCACAUGAUUGUGCAUACAGCAGAAUGCAUGUUUGGAUAUUAGAAAUGCAGAUUUCAAUAUGUAAUUGUUGUGCCAUAAGAUAUCAUAGAAAAAAUAUAAGUGGUUGUGAUUUUCUUAGAAAGUUGAGGGUAUUUCAUGUAAGGAUGAGCUCCCCCAAGAAGAGGUACUUAUAGCAAGGGGACUCUCAAAUCCAUUACCUCAAUUAAGACAUGAAGAAAUUGAAUUAGAUAGUCUCAAAGUUUCUUUUAAACUCUAAAACAGAAUGAGAUAAUGUAUUUUACAUUGUCUAUAAUCAUUAAAUCACUCCGUGUAAUUUUUGAGAACCAUCUAGUAGCUCAAAAUAAAAUAAUGUUGGAUCUUUUCUCCCUUGCAUAUACUUUGUGAUAAAUCCUUAUCUCAUUUUCAGUACUUCAUUAAACAUUGCAGAAAAAAAUAUUCCUUAAGGUCUUAAUUGAUUUAACGAAGUAGCUAUUCUGAAUUGAAAUCUCCUUUCAUUGAACUGGAUGAAAAAAUCAUGUUUAAUAACUGUUGCUUUUCAAUUUUCAAAGCUGUUGAGAUAUUACAUUAAGUAUUUCAACUCUUUAAUCACUGUUGUGUUACAAUUUGUUUAUAUUUGACGUUUAUAAUUUGUCCAAUAAAAUAGAUUUUUUU
Messenger RNA from Nomascus leucogenys (northern white-cheeked gibbon), 2507 nucleotides. RefSeq names its product asparaginyl-tRNA synthetase 2, mitochondrial (gene NARS2). Gene Ontology annotation, molecular function: asparagine-tRNA ligase activity; ATP binding; nucleic acid binding. Gene Ontology annotation, biological process: asparaginyl-tRNA aminoacylation. Lineage: Eukaryota; Metazoa; Chordata; Mammalia; Primates; Hylobatidae. Gene Ontology annotation, cellular component: mitochondrion. The record is from RefSeq and is a predicted model, not a curated record.